Messenger RNA from Cladocopium goreaui, 372 nucleotides. The record is from the annotation of a GenBank genome assembly. NCBI's taxonomy places the organism in Eukaryota, Dinophyceae, Suessiales, Symbiodiniaceae.
AUGAAACGCCCAGCAGCUGCCACCAAAGAAAGCAAGCCCGUGGAAAAAAAAACGAGCACAGUGAAAAAAAAUUACAAAUACUUGUACAAGGACACCCAAGUUUGGGGCUUCAAGAUCGAUGGCCAGCAGCGAAUGACUGUGAAGCCCGUGGAAGGCCUUUCUGCCGAAGUCAUGGAAACCAUUGCAGAUGCCGCAAAGGCUGAGCUGGUCCGCACGAAUGGCAACAUUAAGAUGGCUACCGAUUUGGUUGAAUCUAUGAAGAAGGCUUACAUGGAAGCUGAUGAUGACGGUGCUGAUGACAAUACCCUAGCUCAGAUCGAUCCUGAAGAAGGGGGCGAAGAAGAACUGCGCGAAGAUGACCCUGAAGAGUGA